Macaca mulatta (Rhesus monkey) is the source of this 1446-nucleotide messenger RNA. The record is from RefSeq and is a predicted model, not a curated record. NCBI's taxonomy places the organism in Eukaryota, Metazoa, Chordata, Mammalia, Primates, Cercopithecidae.
AGAAAAUCCAAGUUGGAGUGGUGCCUGAUACAGGUGAAAAUCAGUUUGCAGCUACUGGAAGAGAGAGGAGCAUAUCAGUUGUUUAAAACAAAAAGCCAGUGUUAACAGGCUCAGAGAAAUGAAGUUGAAAGGAAUAGUUGUAGCUGCUGAAUAGAAGCAAAAUUCCAACGUGGUUCCAUUAAAAUGACUUCUCAGCGAUCUCUCCCUGCAGAUGACUUCGGUAUCUACUAUGUCCUUGCAGAGUGCACAGAUUACUAUGAUACCCUUCCAGUUAAGGAGGCUGAUGGGAGCCAGCCCUGUUCUCAGGGCGUCACUGGCUUGCGGAACUUGGGCAACACAUGCUACAUGAAUGCCAUCUUACAGUGUCUCUGCAGCAUCUCGCCGCUGGUGGAAUACUUCCUCUCCGGGAAGUAUAUCACUGCUCUUCAAAACGAUUGCAGUGAGGUUGCCACUGCUUUUGCCUACCUGAUGACAGACAUGUGGCUGGGAGACUCAGACUGUGUCUCACCAGAAAUAUUCCGGUCAGCUCUUGGCAACCUCUACCCAGCAUUUACGAAAAAGACGCAACAAGAUGCUCAGGAAUUCUUGAUUUAUGUCCUAAAUGAACUUCAUGAAGCUCUAAAAAAGUACCACUACCCCCGGAGAAGAUCACACGAGAAAGGUUCUGCUCAGAGAUGCUGCAGGAAGUGGAUUACCACUGAGACAUCCGUCAUCACCCAGCUGUUUGAAGGGCAGCUCAAUUAUAGCAUCGUGUGUUUAAAGUGUGAGAAAUGCACCUACAAGAACGAAGUCUUCACUGUCCUCUCACUCCCCAUUCCAUCCGAAUAUGAAUGCUCCCUUCAGGACUGUCUCCAGUGUUUUUUUCAACAAGACACACUGACCUGGAACAACCAAAUUCACUGCUCCUUUUGUGAAACCAAGCAAGAAACUGCCGUGAGGGCUGGUAUUUCCAAAGCACCCAAAAUAAUUAUUUUUCACCUUAAAAGGUUUGACAUUCAGGGUACAACGAAAAGGAAGCUGAGAACGGAUAUUCAUUACCCACUCACUAAUUUGGACCUCACUCCUUAUAUUUGCCCAAUUUUCCGGAAAUAUCCUAAAUACAAUCUCUGUGCAGUGGUGAUUUUUGCUGGCACAAACGACAUUAUGGGGACAUCCCUGCAUGUAUAUAACCACUUUGGUGAUCUGGAUGGUGGCCACUACACUGCUUUCUGCAAGAAUUCAUUCACCCAGGCCUGGUAUAGCUUUGAUGACACACGAGUCAGUGAGAUUCCAGAUACUUCCGUUCAAAAUGCUACAGCAUAUCUCCUGUUCUAUAGCUGCCAGCCCUUUUCCAUACCAAUACAAAAGCAUUAAGAGCCCGGAAAAUGGUGUUUCCUGAACACUGCAAAACAAGCAAUCAGCAUCUGGUGGUAGAAUUUUGCUUGGUCAUUAAACUCGUAGAACUUA